Molecule: messenger RNA, 993 nt
Organism: Monopterus albus (swamp eel)
Lineage: Eukaryota; Metazoa; Chordata; Actinopteri; Synbranchiformes; Synbranchidae
Gene: cunh9orf85
Product: chromosome unknown C9orf85 homolog
Exons: 4
Coding region: 232-804 (190 amino acids)
Source: RefSeq, a predicted model, not a curated record
UUAACCGUGUUUGUAAGUGUAAAAAGAGAGUUGGAAUUUCCCCCAUUUAUGCUAUGAAACAGCUAUUUAGUUUGAUUUAUUUUAAUCACUUGAGAAAGAUAGAUGAUUGGUGCUUGGCCAAUGAUGUUGUGAUCGUACUUCUUCCGGGUUAGUACUUUUACUGGCACGGUAGCAUAGAUGUGCAUGGUUGACGGAUUUGUAUUCACAUAUAACAUGAGUAACUAAAAUAGGAUGAGUCUACAGAAAGGUAAUGUAUCACGGUCGCGAGGCCAGAGGCAUCAAAACACCACUGCUUUCAAGAAUGACAAGUACGGAGCGACAGUACAAGUGAAGAAGGGAAAAUCAAAGACCCAUGAUGGACUCUGUCAACACUGUAAAGGUGUUCUUGAGUGGAAAGUCAAGUACAACAAAUAUAAGCCACUAACACAGCCCCGAAAAUGUGUAAAGUGUUCUCAAAAGACUGUCAAGGAUGCGUAUCACAUCAUUUGUAAGCCCUGUUCUCUUCAGCUAGAGAUCUGCUGCAAGUGUGGGAAGAAAGAGAACAUCGUUAUUCCGGUAGGCUCACAUCUUGACACCAAAGAAGAAGAUGGUGAACAGAGAAAGAAUGAACGGGGUCGAGGGAAGAAGGAAAUGGAUGACUUUGACAGGUCUGGGGGAUAUGAUGAUGAUGAUGAUGAUGAUGAUGACUUUGGUCAUCUUGAUGAUGAGGACAACGAAGACUUUGUCAACAAUUCAGGACCAGAGACAACUCAAAGCAAGUCUGCUGUACUACCAGAUGUGUCCCAAGUUCAUGUUAAAGACUAAAGACAGUCAGAGGGCUCUUUAAGUGGAAUUUAUUUAAGCUUGUAUACCAAACAUGUUUUUAAUCAAAGUACAGUGUGAGGCUUAGGACGUGGCUACACUCACAUUACUACUGUAAAUAAAUUGAUGUUACUGGUUUGAUGCAAAACCUGGAAGAUGAGUAAAUGUUGUCAUCAGGCAGUUGAAAAAGUU